Scophthalmus maximus (turbot) is the source of this 2866-nucleotide messenger RNA. Its product is annotated as homeobox protein unc-4 homolog. The transcript is spliced from 3 exons. Gene Ontology annotation, biological process: regulation of transcription by RNA polymerase II. The record is from RefSeq and is a predicted model, not a curated record. NCBI's taxonomy places the organism in Eukaryota, Metazoa, Chordata, Actinopteri, Pleuronectiformes, Scophthalmidae. Gene Ontology annotation, molecular function: DNA-binding transcription factor activity, RNA polymerase II-specific; RNA polymerase II transcription regulatory region sequence-specific DNA binding. The coding region runs from base 558 to 1397 and encodes 279 amino acids.
GCACACUGAGAUCCCGUCCAUCUCACCUCAAGAUGUUGCAACUUGUCCCAGAGAGAAAGGAAGAGAGACAUUGUGAGGAAACGUACCCUCCCUGCAUAACCUAGUUAAAUAAGAUAGAAAUAUAUCAAAGAGAAACCACGGGAAAGUGGCCGACAGUGAUGUGCAUUGCCACCUCCUAAUCCACUGAGAGAUGGAUCACAGGUUGGAUUUUUCACCUACACGUCCUAAAAGACCAAACCCUGCUGUCUGUCGGUCUGGAGGUCAUGUGACCGGGGGAAAGGAGGAGGGAGAGGAUUUGAGGAGGAGAGCAGAAAGCUAAGGUGAGACCACCUCCGCUUCUCGAGUCAUACCUUGACUCUUCAGGCGACACCUUAUACCUGCACAUACCGCAGCUCUCACGCCCGACUGGGCUGACACGUCUACCGUCGUCUCCUUCAAUUCCUGUUUUUUUUCCCCUCCCAUCUGGACGUUGGGGAUGCAUUUCCCCGUUCGACCGGCAUCCCUGUAGGAUUGAACCUGGACCGCCACUUAGUAUUGGACCCUUGAUAGCUUGGACUAUGUUUGGCCCGGGGCAACUGGUCUCCACCCUCCUGCCCGCAGUUUUCCAUUCCCCUGCGGCUCACCUCUUCCCGGCAUUCCCGACCAGACUGGGCUCCCGGCCUCAGAUCCUGAUCCCAGGGCCCUUCAUCAGCUACGAGUCCUUGAGGAGCUAUCUGCAGCCAGAGCCAUGCAAGGAGGCGUUGCUGCUGGCCACGCGGGCCGUCGGGACGGGGCCGCUCGCAGAGGGCAUAGAUGAACAGAGGCCAGUGAAGCAGCGUCGCGCGCGGGCCAACUACAGCAGCUGGCAGCUGGAGGAGCUGGAGAAGGCCUUCGAGACCACCCACUACCCGGACAUCUUCAUGAGGGAGGCCCUGGCCCUCCGACUGGACCUCAUCGAGGCCCGAGUGCAGGUUUGGUUUCAAAACCGCCGUGCCAAGAUGCGGCGGCAGCUGAAGCUCCAGAGCCAGCUCGCUGCAGGGCCUUUCGUGAAAAGAGACAAUGACGAAGCAACCGAGAAAGCGAACGGGGGGAGUCAGAAGCAGCAGCAGCAGCAGCAGCAGCAGCAGUCGGAGAGUUCGGACAGCGAGCAGUGGGAGAAGCGACAGGAAGGGGAGAACUGUCCUUGGACAAAAGCCGCGAGCGCGGCGCUGAGCGUGCGUAAGCACCCCGUGACCCCGAGGUCGGGGAAGUGGGAGAGGCCGGGGGGGCAGAGCUCGGAGGAGCUCCGCUCCUGCAGCAUCGCCAAGCUGAGGGCCAAAGCCAGGGAGCACGAGGCCGAGAUCCACAGCACCGUAAACAUGUCAGGGGGUGACACACAGCCACAAACACAGGAAGCCGAUGGCGAGCACAGUGAUUGAUUAUGUUCCUUCUUCCUGUUUGUACAGAUGACCAAAAAGAAAAAAACGAUGUAUACUAUCACCAAAUAUAUUUAGCCAUAAUUAAGGAAAUAUUUCUUACUAUAUAAAAUGUAAUUUUCCAUAGUUGCCAUUUUCAAUUUUGCCUUCAUGGUACAGUACAUUCUAACUCACGACAUUUUUAUUUAAAUAGAACUUUGGAAGUUCUGUUGAAGUUGGGGUGGUGAACAAAUAGCCUAUCCCGGUUUUGUGUUUUUUAAUAAAAAUGUCAAAAGGACAAGGUUUUAAUAUCCUACAUCAAUUGCACAUGCAUGUGCUGUUUUUCAGCCUCUUUAUCUUUGGGAUGUGAUUUCCAUCAUCCCACCUUUAAAUAUGUUGUUUGCGAACGAGUUGUUCUGAAUCUCAAAAACAGAAGAGAGACAAAUGUCACCUUAUCAUUUCAGUCUAUCAGGGCACAGAGGCCACGAGGUACAGUCAAGUCGUAUUCCUGACCUCCCAGGUUCCCUUCUCAGACACACGGGCAGGAUGUCUGCACGCAGCCACACGUCCUCAUCGGAAACGGUGGAAAUAGCUGAAAAAUGAAAUCACGAAGAGUGAGUUGAUACACAGUGUAUAGAUUACAUGAUAAAUGUAUGUUUUUCUACAUCACACUCAAAGACCAAAUGUACUGACAUUUGUUUUUCACCGUGACAAAUAUUCUAUAAAGGGCCGUGGAAGUUGAUUCAAACCAGCCAACAAAUAAAAUAAAAUGAAGAUAUGAUGGAAUGACUGGUAGAUCAAUGUUCAGGACAACUAAUGUGACUUAGUGUAGAAAAUGUUUUUUUCUUCUUCUUCUUUGGAAGAUUCCUUGAUCUGGUAUCAGCCAAAACAAACACUCUUGUUUUCUUAAAAUCAAGUUAAAACACUUAUAAUUGGUACGCACAUGUUUCACUUAUCAAGAAAUCACAGUAGUGAUGCCUGGAAGCAAUUUCAUAAUUCUGUGGGUGUGUCUGUAACUAUACUCCACACAUUAUUUUACCCGCAGUGAAAACAAGAAUACAAAGUGAUGGGAGGAUAAAGGUUUAAAAAAACCUCACCAGCUAAUCCUCCAAAUGAUUUAAAAAAAAAAAAACAUAAUUACCAAUGAAUGAAUUUAUUGAAUGUUUAAUCUUUCGAUGAUAUGGAACUAUAACAACUGAAAAAUGAGAAUGGUACAUAUGAUGACAUAAGUCAUAGUUGAUUAAACUAACAUUUACUAUCUCUCUCGAUCAUAGUUCAGCUCACAUACAAAGUAUUUCAUCAGGCAUCAGUUGCUGUUAUGUGUAUUUGUUGUUCAGAGUGACACUGCCCCCUUCUGGGGAACAUGUCCUCAGACAGGAGUGCCCACCAUUGCAUGUGUUAUCAUCAUUGUUUUCACUGUACUUUUGCCACACAUCUUAUUCGCUGUCUCCAAUAAACCCGGAGACGCUCACAGCUCCGUCUCUCUGCGUAUA